This is a messenger RNA of Exserohilum turcica Et28A, 560 nucleotides long. RefSeq lists its product as uncharacterized. The record is from RefSeq and is a predicted model, not a curated record. The transcript has a single exon. Bases 171 to 443 code for a protein of 90 amino acids. NCBI's taxonomy places the organism in Eukaryota, Fungi, Ascomycota, Dothideomycetes, Pleosporales, Pleosporaceae.
CCGGCAGUGCGCGUGCGCAUGGGCGGAUCGCGUUAUCGGGAAGACGUAACGGGUAGGUGAGCUCGCGAGGUGUUGUAUGUGCUGCUGUAAUCAAAGGAACAGGCGAUGGGCAAUGCUAAGUACUCUAAAGCACUCGUCAGUCUGACACCUCGCCCUAUGUGGUUAUACAAAUGGAGACAUCCGCAACUUCAGCAGCGGAGUAUCGCUCGGUCCGCCAUCUGACAGCCCCCAUCGGUACCGCAAUCUCCGCAGAUAUCCUGAUAGGAAGUGAUUGCUGGGUCGCUGUGCCCUGCGCUAAGCCUGAGCAUGGUUGGCUUGCGUCGCAUUGGGUCAUAGUCGUCUAUAUUAACAUCAUCCCGUCUUUGCCAAGUCACUCGCUUGCACCUUUACGGAAGCGCCUGCGGAAGCGGUGCGGAAGCGCCGACGGAAAGGAUCGAAUGUGAGUAUAAUACGGUAAAUACCGGUUUUGUAAGACGGAAGAUGACGGCUCUUGGCCGCGCUGACAUGAGAAUUCUCAUUGUUUCUAUUGUCUACUCACUGUUAGAAAAUGUAUUGACUGC